Molecule: messenger RNA, 6220 nt
Organism: Mesoplodon densirostris (Blainville's beaked whale)
Lineage: Eukaryota; Metazoa; Chordata; Mammalia; Artiodactyla; Ziphiidae
Gene: SGMS2
Product: sphingomyelin synthase 2
Exons: 7
Coding region: 779-1972 (397 amino acids)
Biological process (GO): sphingomyelin biosynthetic process; ceramide biosynthetic process
Cellular component (GO): Golgi membrane; endoplasmic reticulum membrane
Molecular function (GO): ceramide cholinephosphotransferase activity; sphingomyelin synthase activity
Source: RefSeq, a predicted model, not a curated record
GCGGGGCCGCGGUAAACACCGAGCGCCGCGGCGCGGGCUGAGCGGGGAGACCCCGCCCUCCGCGCGCAGAGAACCGUCCUCGGCCGCCCGAGCCCGGCCGGUGCUGCAGCGCCGCCGAGAGCGGCCUCGGAGGCGGCAGCCGCGGGAGCGACCCGGGAGGUGCUUCCCUGGCAGGGCCGAGGCAGGAGAGGGCGAGACCCCGAGCAAACUUUACAGCGGCUUCGGCCGGGGGCGUCUGCGGCUGCGGCAGCGGGCUCCGUCCGCGAGCAGAUCCCGGGCCCAGGAGCUGGUGCGUCCGGCCGGGAAGGUCUGGAGCCCCAGAGCUAUCAUCCUCUGCCCCUCCCACUCUUCGCAGAAAGGAUCUGCUACAAGACUGAAUGUGUUCACUGCUUCGAGGACCAGGGACCACGGUGGGAUUUGCUGUGCUGCCAUCUGCAAACAGUAGGUUGGGUGCUUCCUGGUGCUAGAUCUUAAGUGUGAUUUGCAUCCGCUGAAGGUUGGCUGCCUACCAGUUGUCCUGCAACUUCUCGGCUAUCUUCUCUUAUCUAGUUAAGACAUUUCGAAAAUGCCUUAACUCUGAGAAUUUCUGUUUUAUCCUCAAGAGAGUCUUAGAUUUCAAGCUGUUUCAGGUGGGAUAGCAACAUCUUUGGGGGAAAGAAAAUUGGCUUCCUUUCCUGAGAGCGGUGAAUGUACAGCAGAUGGUUGUCCAGGAGGAACCGUAGUCCGAUGGAGACCCUCUAUGUUUUGUACUAGGAAACAGAAUCAGUUGUAAGAGUCCAUGUUGAUCUUGGCAGUAGAAGGAUUAAAAAAAGUUGAGUUUCCACAAAGAACAAGAACUUUACCAUCUCCUUUUUGGUCUGAAGACCGGAGGACAAUGGAUAUCAUAGAGACAGCAAAGCUUGAAGAACAUAUGGAAAACCAAACCAAUGAUCCUGCGAACACUUACACAAGACCCGCUGAACCUGUUGAAGAAGAGAACAAAAAUGGCAAUGGUAAACCUAAGAGUUUAUCCAAUGGGUUGCGAAAGGGCACCAAAGAGUACCCGGACUAUAUCCAAAUUGCUAUCCCCGUGGAAUCGAGGAACCAAUUUCCCCUAGAGUGGUGGAAAACGGGCAUUGCCUUCGUGUACGCUCUUUUCAACCUCGUCCUGACAACCGUCAUGAUCACGGUUGUGCACGAGAGGGUCCCUCCCAAGGAGCUCAGCCCUCCACUCCCAGACAAGUUUUUUGAUUACAUAGAUCGAGUGAAAUGGGCAUUUUCUGUAUCAGAAAUAAAUGGAAUUAUAUUAGUUGGAUUAUGGAUCACCCAGUGGCUAUUCCUGAGAUACAGGUCAAUAGUGGGGCGCAGAUUCUUUUUUAUCAUUGGAACUUUGUACCUGUAUCGCUGUAUCACGAUGUACGUUACUACUCUCCCUGUGCCUGGAAUGCAUUUCCAGUGUGCUCCAAAGCUCAACGGAGACUCUCAGGCAAAAGUACAGCGGAUUCUACGGUUGAUUUCUGGUGGCGGAUUGUCCAUAACUGGGUCUCAUAUCUUGUGUGGAGACUUCCUCUUCAGCGGUCACACAGUUGUGCUGACACUUACUUAUUUGUUCAUCAAAGAAUAUUCGCCUCGUCACUUCUGGUGGUAUCAUUUAUUCUGCUGGCUGCUGAGCGCUGCUGGGAUCAUCUGCAUUCUUGUAGCACACGAACACUAUACUGUCGAUGUGAUCGUUGCUUAUUAUAUCACAACACGGCUCUUUUGGUGGUACCAUUCCAUGGCCAAUGAAAAGAACUUGAAGGUCUCUUCACAGACUAAUUUCUUGUCUCGAGCAUGGUGGUUCCCCAUCUUUUAUUUUUUUGAGAAAAACGUACAAGGCUCAAUUCCUUGCUGCUUCUCCUGGCCACUGUCCUGCCCUCCAGGCUGCUUUAAAUGGUCUUGCAAGAAGUAUUCACGGGUUCAGAAGAUUGGUGAAGAUAAUGAAAAAUCUACCUGAGGAGCAAAACAAAGGCAUCAGCUCUUAGACCAAAAGAGUUAUCGCUAUAACCAAAGGUAUAGUGUUUUUUUUUUUGUUUUUUUUUUUUGUGCUGUACGCGGGCCUCUCACUGUUGUGGCCUCUCCCGUUGCGAAGCACAGGCUCCGGACGCGCAGGCUCAGCGGCCAUGGCUCACGGGCCUAGCUGCUCCACGGCAUGUGGGAUCUUCCCAGACCGGGGCACGAACCCAUGUCCCCUGCAUCAGCAGGCGGACUGUCAACCACUGCGCCACCAGGGAAGCCCUGUUUUUGUUUUUAUUUUAGGAGAACUGAUUGCUAAAUGAAGCAGACCAAAUUUUGUGCAAAUGAUUAGGAAGAUGAACGAAGUAUUACCCUUUGACUGGUUUUUUAUUCAUCCUGAGAAAGUUAUAUUCUCCUGCAGGUAUUCAUUCGUUGGUCACAAGUCCUCAAACUGGGAUUUUACUAAUGAGCUUGUUUAAAGAGGUGCCAGAGAACAUACUACUCCUUCCCUCAUUCUUUCUCCACUAAAGCUCUCUACUUCAGAACUUUUUCAGGAAUUUUUUUCCCUCCAAGGUCAAAAGAAUUUGUUAAUGUUUUAAAUAAAAAUCUGAUAUAUACGGCCACUGUGUAAAUAGAAUCACCUAAUGUUGAGAGUGAUUUUUUUUUUUUUUUUUUUUUUUUUUUGCGGUACGCGGGCCUUGCACUGUUGUGGCCUCUCCCGUGGCGGAGCACAGGCUCCGGACGUGCAGGCUCAGCGGCCAUGGCUCAUGGGCCCAGCCGCUCCGCGGCAUGUGGUCUUCCCCGGAUCGGGGCACGAACCCGUAUCCUCUGCAUCGGCAGGCAGACUCUCAACCACUGCACCACCAGGGAAGCCCGGGAGUGAUUUUUAGCAUUUAGGCUUAUCAGUGAGGGGGAGAUCCAUGGGUUGUGAGUGAACUUCAGGUAAACUUUGUUUCUGCUCUGUCAAGGGGAAGGUCAGGGUCAGGUCUGGGAAUAUGCGCUGCUGCUACCACCCAAUGUACUAUAUCACUUUCACUUUAUUAUUUUUUUUAACUGAUAAUUUUAUAACUUAAAAAAAUGAACUAAGUAAAUAUAGUAUUUGACACACCCACAGAUUUUUACAUGUGUGUAAAUAUUUCAUUUUAAGAUCUCUGUUGCAGACAUACAGGAGACAUGGGGCUAUUUAUGCUAAUGAGGAGUCCUUCUGCUGUCCACCUGGUAACUUUGCACCUGUGCCCCCAGAGCAGUCAACAGUGUAGCACAGGCUGAACACACAUAGCUGCAUGAACUGAUGCUCAUGCCCUUGUGGGGAACAAGCCUGUGUUUCUCUCCCAGGUCACGCCCUGUGUGAGGUCUGUUUUAGAGCUGCAAAUUGGAACUCAGAAAUACAGUUGGUCACAUUUCACUGAAACCCAUUUCUUCCUAGUGACAUUGUGCUUUAUGGAAAAACCAAGAUGGAAUCCAAAAGUUUAAUGCAUCCUUGCCUUUUAGCAAGAGACUCCGUUUCUUAUGUACUGGUCCUAAGGACACAUACCACAAUUGAGUAAUUUUACUUUGACCCUAAAAUUAUACCACGGUGCUGCACUAUAAUCUAUGGUUGGAAUUGGUGUGUUAGUCGGUUACAGCUACUCAAUAAAGGGGAAUAAUAGUUUCUAAAGUUCCUUCAGGUGAUGCAAAAAAAAAGAAAAGAUGGAUUUUUAAAAAUCUGACCAGAUGUAGUGCAUUAUUUAAUGCUGUUGAAUCUUUUGGAUAAUUCUUGGCUUAAUUUCUUUAGACUUCUAGUAACCGUAGGAAAAAAUUUAAGGUCACAAAGUCAUCAACACUAGUCAGAGAGUGGAGAGGCCAGGGGGGCUGGUAGGAGGCAGUUACAUUUAUACUGAAGGUGAAAAUUUCUCCCCACUUAGAAUGAAAAACAUCCCUAAAUUUGUCAUUGUAAACAAGUCGGCCUUGAUUCGGUACACAAAAUUGACCUUUAAAUUGUUGGAGAGAAGCACAAUACAGAUCUGUUCAGAAGGGUCAUCAUCCUUUGGUGCUAAAAUUCUGUAUAUGUUUUCAGUAUGGCUCUUUCUCUGUGUAAAAAAGAAACACUAAAGGUUGAAUUCAAAGGCAGAAAGACAGACUAAUCUGGUUAUUUACAACAAGAAUUGAAACCCUAAACAUCCUUGGCAGGCUUUGGAAUGCAAGAAGUUUUUCUGGUAUUUAUUAUUAAGUAAGUCAGUAAGAAACAUGUGUAGCUUACCUGCUGUGUUUAGCUAUAAUUCUACAUAAUUUUCACUUAUUUUCAUUUGUUAAAUAUUGACAUCUGCGAUAAGACAAUGUGUUCUACUUGAAAACACUGAUUUUAAAUUUCUUUUGUCUAAUUGUGAGGAAAAGUAUCUGAUACGGAAGCCUGGGUUUUGCUCUCCUAACAUUGGUGUAUUCCUUGAGCCUCGAAUUCAAAUAAAACAACCUGCUAUACCUUAGAGCCUUAUUCAGCUGCAUCUUAGAUAACCCAGUCUUCUUCAAAUUAAGUAAGGAAAGGUGUUUAACCUUUAAAAAUCAUGGAGAUCCUUGAUUGUUGGAGAUCCUUGAAAACAGUAUAAACCUUGCAUUUUAGUCAAAUAAUCCUGUUUUGUUUUUUUUUCACAUAAUACCAUCACCUUUUAAAGAACUUUAAAAACAUCUAUGACCCCAUUUGUGGACACUACUGCUCCCGUGUUCUUUACAUGUAUAUGUCAUAGCUCUCUAAUAAAUGCUGUGGAAGCAUGUGCUAUGAAAAUAAGGGGGGGUGGGGAAUAUCAAAGUUUCAAGAUGGGAAAAUAAAAAACCCACUUACAUUUAGAAAAGCAAACUUCAGUUUCAACCCAACAUGCCACUUUGGGAUAUAAAACAUAAACAAUUACUAGACUUACUGUGGUGAUCAUUUCACAAUAUAUACAAGUAAAUCAUUAUGUUGUAUACCUAAAAUUAAUAUAAUGUUAUAUGUCAAUUAUACCUUGAUUAAAAAAUCAUAAUUAUGAGCUUGCCUUUUGAAACAAUAAAUUUUUGGAACUCCUUUUCCUUGCUAAUCAAUCUAUAAGAUCUUAUUCGUUAUCCUUGUUUUUGUAAGCCAGUACUCCUGUUUGAAGCUUUUUCUGUGAUUAAGUCCUCGGUGCAGUAUUUCUAUAAUAAUUUCUGUAAAUGAUGCCACAUUUUUUUCUAAAUUCUUUCAAAUGAAAAUAAAUUCCUUUCAGAUUCUAUUUUUUUUUUAUCUCCUCCACUAGCUCUGAAAAUAAAGCCUUCUUACCUACUCGGUUCCACCCAAAGUAAUUUAGAAUUUGUUAUUUAAUUUACUGGCAUCUUGGGAAACAAGUUUUGCUGUGGAAGGAAAGUGGUAGUGAACUAGCCCGAGUUUCUAGUCUUGGUUGAUGGAUGACAUCGCAAAGGUUCUUUGCUGUAUAGCAGUGCCCCCUUGUGGAAAUACCUUAUAUGACUUGGAACACAAAUGCCACUUUUUAAAGUGUAUUUUCGAGUUUUGAAAGGCAUUUUAAAAAUUAUUUUUGUCAAUAAUCUGAAAGCAUCAUGCAAAAGGAUAAUUAUUUUAAAGGCAUUUUAAACCUUUCCCAAAGGGAAAAUGUGCUUAGGUCACAGGGGGUUGCGAUUCUAAUCUUUUAUAAGUUUGAUCAAAGAAAACUUGCGGACAGUUUUUACCUCUCACCAUCACAAUCAUUAAUGUCUCCCUUUAUAACUGCCUAUACUUUGUUUACUUUGAAACACCAGGUUGGCUGUCUUUCUUGUGUGUGUGUGUGUGUGUUUUUUUUACGUGCUAGAACUCAUGCAGUUUCUUUUUCAGUCGAGAGUUCACAUCUUGUUCCUUGAAUAUUUUGAACAUUUCUUUUAAAAUUCUUUUAUAAAAUUUUUUUGUUUUGCACUGUAAAACUGAUUAAAAGUUUAAGCUGGUCUUAACACACUCACUUCUGUAGUGUAAGGAAGUAUGAGAAGGAAUUUCUUAAUAACUGAGUUUACAUGGUUAAAUCAAGCAUAUUAUAGUUAAUAUGCCCUGUGUUAAAGGCUUUUCUAUUUGUAUGUAUAGAGUCCUUUUUAUUAAUGUCAUUGUGUUGCAAUAAUUUAACUCCUUUGACUUACUUGCUAAAAAUAUUUCUUCUAUUAAGAAGUGCUCUUGACUUCAAUACCUAAACACUGAAAAUCAUGUCAAAAGGUACCCAAAGAUAAGUUUUUAUAUAGAUACACAUCUUGUAAGUUGUGAUUUAUUUUAUGAUUCAUUUAUCUA